Paramuricea clavata is the source of this 2832-nucleotide messenger RNA. The record is from the annotation of a GenBank genome assembly. Lineage: Eukaryota; Metazoa; Cnidaria; Anthozoa; Malacalcyonacea; Plexauridae.
AUGGAAACUGAUGAACGUAUGCAAGAGCUGAAGAAAGUCAUUUUGAAGGGUUGGCCAGAUAAGAGAAGUGACGUUCCAGGGCAAGCGAGACAAUGUUUUGAUGUACGUGACGAAUUGACAGUUCACGAGGGUUUGAUUUUUCGAGGUGAAAGAGUGUUAGUUCCAAAUGAUCUGAGAAAGCAGAUGAUUCAACGUAUUCAUUCGACUCAUAUAGGGGCAGACGGAUGUCUACGUUGUGCAAGAGAAUCUAUCUAUUGGCCAGGAAUGACCAGAGAUAUUAAAGAUCACACUGCACAGUGCGAUGUAUGCCGAUCGUUUGACAAUAAGCAAUCAAAGAAACACUGAGAUCUCACGAAGUGCCUAAUAGACCAUGGGCAAAAGUCGGAGUUGAUAUUUUUACGUUUAGUGAACGAAAUUAUCUGAUAACUGUUGACUAUUUUUCAGGUUUUUGGGAAAUAGAUCUUCUAGAGAAUGUCAAGGCGAAAACGGUGAUUCGGAAGAUGAAAUCUCAAUUCGCUAGGUUCGGAGUUCAGAUGUGUGUAUGUCCGACAAUGGUCCCAGUUCGUGUCCGAGGAGUAUCAUAAGUUCAGCAAGAGUUGGAAGUUUCAGAGAAUUACAUCUUCUCCCAGACAUCCUCAGAGCAAUGGUCGUGUAGAAAACGCAGUCCAAGCAGUGAAACGUCUCAUGAAGAAAGCGAAGAAAGAUAAUGCAGAUGUGUAUUUAGCGGUGCUGGAUUAUCGAAAUAUACCGACACAAGGAAGUGAAAGUUCCCCAGCACAAAGACUAAUGUCGCGAAGAACAAAAACAUUGCUCCCAACGACAGCAAAGUUGUUGGCACCAAGAGUUGUAGAAAAUCACCAUCAAGAAAUUGUGAAAGGCCAAGAACGCCAAGCGAAGUAUUAUAAUAGAGGAGCAAAAGAUCUACCUCGUUUAAGGAAAGAAGACAAAGUAAGAGUUUAAGAUCACGGACAAGGUCUUAAGAAAAGCCCGUCAGUCAAAGCGACUGUGAAAGAAGUAGUUGGUAUUAGAUCAUAUGAAGUUGAAACACAAGAUGGACGAGUUCUGAAACGAAAUCGAAGUCACCUCAGAAAAACAACAGAAGAUGAAAAUGAAGUUGAUGAGUCACCUCAAACACAAAUUCACACAGACGAAGAUAGAGAAUCGAACCAGACUGAAGAAAGGCAGUCAAAACAAGCGGUAGAUUGUCAAAGAGAACAAAAAGUAGAAAUAUGAACACGUUCAGGACGGUUAGUAAAUAGACCUGCGUAUUUGAAAGACUAUGUAGCAUUUGUGUUUUGAAAUGCGAACUGGAUUAAAUAAUAAACAUAAAUAUUUGGACUAGUAAUACUACACUUAAGUGUAUAUUGUUGUAAUUUUUUAAAAAAAUCUAAAAAAGGCUUGUAUAGUUUUUUACCACGAUAACUAAAAAAAUAUCAAGCGUAUUAAUACGAAAAUUUGUACGGCUAAUGCUAAUAGACCAACCACAUAUCGACUAAAUUUUUGUUCUAUUUGGAAGAAAAGAUAAUGAGAAAUUUGUAAAAGUCUGUCUUGCUCUGCCGGGCAGCGAAAAUUAAAUGUGGGCUAACCCAUUGUAUAACUUUUGCAUGAUACUUUAAUUAAGAAUUCUCUUUGAGUGGCCACUAAUAUAUAAAACUUGCACUCGAGGGAAAAAAUGAGAGAAAUUUUACUCCCGUCAGUCCUGUGUAUAGGGAAAUUCGACAGUAAACUUUUUGAAGGCAUAAAUGUAAACUGAGGAUCUGGUGCUUCAAUCUUUCGAUGGCUAGCGAGUAAGUUUUCUGUCAUUUUGAUAGGAGUGAGUACAAAGAAGAGCGAUGCAUUUUAAAUGCAUCUUUACUCGUCGCAUCCGAAACCGGUUUAUGAUCAAACAGAUAAUAAAGGCAGCUGUGAAUUAACAAGUUAUAUAUUAUAAUAACUUUAGCGGUCGUGGCGUAUUUAUCGGGCUAAAAUGAACAAAUCAGCGGGCUAAGAUAGCUUUUUACGUCAUUGAUAUUAUACCGUUCAAUAGUAAUUGUGUCAUAUAUUCCAUAUUAUAGUAAUUGUGUCAUAUAUUCCAUUGUUGUUGUUGUUAAAAAAAUAUAUUAUUGUAUUAUAGUUAAUUUAGUCAUGUUAUCGUUAAAAGAUAUAUAUUUAGUUGAUUAAAGUAAGUAGGAAAUAAGUCAAUAACUUAGAUUCCUAAGCCAUGGGCUAAGGAUUAUCUCAUUGGAAUAGUAUUUUUGUUAAUGAUAAGUUGUGAACGUCACUGGACGUACAUGUCACUUGCAUGUAAAAUAAGAUAGUUAAAAUGAUUGUAAACUGAUUGUCUCAGUCAGUUGGCCAUUGUGGCAUAGGACUGAACGUUGUAACAAGGAUUGUUUUUAAAUAUAUAUGGAAAAAGUAUGAAAUGUAUGAGAACCAGCAGAGGAGCGAACUCCUCAACACAUGGUCCUUCGAGCCGGGUCGUUUGAUUGUGCGAUAGUUUGAUUGUGAGAUUGAAAAAUGGACGAGUUGAACAGGGAAAAAUGAACGCGCGGUGGACACCGUUUGUUAGUUAAGAAAACCCUGGGAGAAGUAAAAGGACUGCUUUCCAAUCCUGAAUUGGAAAGAGAGACGUUAUUUAAUCGAAAGUCUUCCUUGGAAGAGCAACUUGGAGUAAUCCAAACGCUGGAUAACGACAUCUUAAAGGUUAUAGAAGACACAGAUGAGACCAAGGAAGCAGUUAUUGCGAACGAAAUCGAAGAGGCAGGGGUAUUGAGGGCGGAUAUAAAAGCCGCAAUACGAUUGUUGGAAGAAGCCCCUGCAGCAAAAGAAUGGCGAAAGCGAAGCGAACAAUGA